Verticillium dahliae VdLs.17 is the source of this 1605-nucleotide messenger RNA. RefSeq lists its product as uncharacterized. NCBI's taxonomy places the organism in Eukaryota, Fungi, Ascomycota, Sordariomycetes, Glomerellales, Plectosphaerellaceae. The record is from RefSeq and is a predicted model, not a curated record. Bases 1 to 1605 code for a protein of 534 amino acids. The transcript has 2 exons.
AUGUUCACCAAGAGUUGGAACGAUCGCGCGGACCGUGAUCUCUUCUUCACCAUACUCAGUAUCAAAUGCAUUGGCAUCAUCACCGGACCGGAAUGGACAUCGAUCGGGAACUCCAUGAGGUCCAUGGGCUAUGGCUUCACCAAUGAAGGAUGCCGUCAACACUUUCAAGGCCUGCGCCGUGCCCAGCACACGACACGGGGUAUAGGCCUCUUCGGACAGCCCGGGGAGCAGGCAGAAACUUAUGACCCUACCCUGAAUCCCAUCACUCGCCGCCCCGGUCCCGGCCGUGGCAGGCCGCGCAAACAGGGGAGCCCGCCCUUGAGGACGGGGGAGACGAGCGCUGAACGGCAACGUCGAGAGGAGAGGGAAAUUGAACGUCUCAACGCCAUAGAUGCUGCCGCCGCCGAAAACGCCGCCAACAACAUCCCAGCAAUCAGUGGCAAUCCAUUCUUAGAUCGCAUCUUUGCUAUGCCGGGAAACAGAACCGUCAUUUAUGGAGGCGGCGGUCCUCCAGUUAGAGUCCAUACACGCGAGGACGAUCUCGAACUCGAAAGGAGAAAAGAAAAACAUAACGACAGGCUCCUUGCCACGCUGGAGGCACGCCGAGCGGGAAAUCCUAAGAACCCUCCGCCGAAGCCAGCCAGCACCCAGUCAGGUCCAGCGGCGCCCAGAGAUACAUCACCAGUGACAGAGACCAGUUUGGUGCCGAAUGCCAACCCUGACAAGCUGCCAGACGCUGUCAGCACCACCUCGAAAAGAGCCUGGAGCGCUAGAGACAAGACUCUGCCCCCUCUCGCGCCUGAGCCUGGCCCUGGCCCUGGCCCUAGUACUGCUCAUACCCCUGACUCUAACAGUUUUGAGUGGUACCCUCCCGUUCGGUCAGCUCAUUCUCGCUCAAGAACUUCAAAUACAUUUGCCUCUGCCUUACAAAAAGAGAAUACGACCAGAGCUGGCCAGCAUGCGACUACCGACGCGUCCAUGUCUUCCUCCGCGCGAGCGGAUCCACCGGCAGCAACAACAAGUCGCCCGCCUGAAGACAUAGCUGGUCCCAUAGGGGAACCUCCAGAAAACAAUUUUGCCGAGGCGAGCAGCUUUCACGACUCUGGCGAUUAUUCAAUCAUCGAUCCAUCCAACGGCCACGAUAUCGACACGGUCUUGGCUCCACACCCUGUGGCUCUGUCCCCGCGCCCUCUUGGCCCAUCGGCACAAGACAAGCCGGCGCAGCCUCAGCGGGACAAUGUGAGCCCCGAAAAGGGCACACGUGGGGGGAAUGUCAUUGAUGCCGUGGGCAGUGGAGCUGGUCAUCGAGAGGCAGAAACUCAGCCGGAUGAGCCUCAUCCCAAACGCAUGCGGGUCGCAGAGUCUGCAGACACGCAAGGGAUUACCAGGGCCGAAGUUGCCCUGGCUCUGGCUGCAGCCCGCACAGCUCAACGCAAGGUGACCGAAGAGGCGUCAUCCUCGCAGCAGAUUCUCGAUGACGAAGCUGUGUUAGCUUUGACGACGGUUCACGACGACUUCACAUCAGGGUUCCCUCGCGAGGACACUGACCAUCAAGUUGGCCUUGACGGCGAUGAUGCGCUCGGGUUUGCUUAUGAUGAGUCUUAA